UUUUAAACCGUUGAAAGUAUGUCAAUUAUAAUUUAUUUUAAUCCACAUUAAUAUUGACAGAUGUCCCAUACCACCUUUAGUUCAUUUUAUUGUUGGUUUUCUUUUCCUUCAGAUAUUUCACUUCUAUUCCUCUUCUCCAAACUCUUGAAUCCUACGGUGUAUAUGGUUGCGGGACUAUAAUGGCAAACAGGAAAAGGUUUCCCUCACAACUGAAGAACCCACACCUUCCUGAGAGAGGAGAUGCUGAACAGAUGCAACAUAAUAACCUUGUUGCCACCGUAUGGAAUGAUGCUAAACCUGUUCACAUUGUAUCUACAACAUCUGACCCUCUCGGAGAUGGCCCAGCUCAAAGAAGGGUUCGGGGUGGUGGUGUUAUCAUCAUUCAGCACCCGCCUGCAGUUGAGCACUACCAACAGCACUACUAUGGUGUAGACAGAACACAGCAAUACAGAUCCAAGUGUCCAGUUGGCCGUCCAUCCAAAAAGUUUUGGAAGUAUCUGGUCAACUAUAUUUUUGAAAUUUCUCUGAUCAACACAUUCCUUCUUUGGUUUGAAACCCCAGGAACAAGAAAACCAACAAAACAUUUCUCUAUGGUUGACUGCAACUUGUCUAUCGCAGAGAAACUUAUUGGUGAUUUCUCUAGCAGAGAGCGGGCACCUUCAUGUGGAAGGGGAGUUGCAGGUAUAAGUGUUGCUAACAUCAACCGGCACACCAGCACAAAGUUGACAAGACCGCGAGGAAGAUGCAAACAGUGCAAGAAGAAUGGCAGAAGAAGUGACACAUUUUUUGGUUGUAGCAUUUGUAAUGUACAUCUGUGUAGAGGAGCUUGUUUUCAGGCCUAUCACACUUAUCAUCACUUGCUUAUGGAAUAGGUUUAUAUAUCAUGUAAUGUCUGUUUAUAAUUGCAUGUUUUGUUCAAAUAAUAUGUGUCUACUUUAUUUGGUGGCUCCAAGCACUUAUCUAAUCCACUCAAAUGGUUUGCAUUUUUUCAAAGGUGAUUUUGUCGUGUACCAUGUAUUUUUAAAACCUAAAUCUAAAAAAUAAUCUAAAUAUGUUAUUGAAAAGAAAUAAACUAUUCAUCACUGUGUGUUGGUAACUGUUGCCAUGACAACCAUUUUUAAUUCAUGUACAUGUAUUUAAUAUUUCUAUUGUAUACUAAAGCUGAAUUCUUUAUUCAUUGAUUUUCUUGAAAAAUUGAUAAAGCUUCUUGGUUUCUUUCCAUAUGAAUUUUGUUGUAUUCAUAAUGAAAUAAUUUUAUUGAUAAGCUUGUGGUCUUGUUGCUAUGGUAACUAUUGUUUCUGCGUUUUCAAGGAUGUAUUAUUAGAAAAAAAAAUAUAUCGUCGGUAACAUUAUAAACCACCAUGUAGACUGUUAUUGCCUUUUUUGGGUCACUAAAGACACACUUUGAAACUUUAUUACAAUUGUUUGUUGUUACUUUUUUUUUGAUCAGAAAAUGCCAAAUGUUGCGCAAAGCAACAUCAAAAAAGUUGUUUCAAAUUGUUUUGAUUAGAACUCCAGCUGUUCAAUAAUACUUUACAAUGUAUUUUUAUGUAGAAUAUUCUGUAUAUUACUUUAUCGUUCAAUAUGGUAUCAAAAUAUUCCACUAUUCAAUGAAAAAUUUAUGAAAAAAUAUUAUUUUAUGAUUUAAGCCCAAAACGUUGCCAUGGCAACCGCAUAUUUGACUUUUUUUAAUCAAAUUUAAAAUCUGCAAAAAAAUGUGUUUCAUUCCAUAUAAGGUUGUUUGAGUAAAAAAAUAACCAGUAUUAAGUUAAAUUCAAUUUGUUAUUAUAUAACUUGAUUUUGGUAAAUUGUGAAAAGUUCUGGGGGUUAGAGGG
Molecule: messenger RNA, 1835 nt
Organism: Magallana angulata
Lineage: Eukaryota; Metazoa; Mollusca; Bivalvia; Ostreida; Ostreidae
Product: piggyBac transposable element-derived protein 4-like
Exons: 2
Coding region: 180-872 (230 amino acids)
Source: RefSeq, a predicted model, not a curated record